CCGUUAAAAAAAUAGUUCCCGCGAAAUUCUCGUUGUGUUUGUUAAAGGAUGAAUUUUAUCAAGAACAACUUGUUCAGAUAUCAGUUUUAGGUUACUUCUCGAAAGAAGGGAUGUUUAAUGUAGGUUCUUCUAAGAAUAACUAAAUUUUAUUGACGACUCUUGCAGAUAACACAUCUCACUGAUCUAUGAAGGAUAUUUGAGUUUACUAGUGCAACAAACGAUUUGGUUUUUGCUUACGAAUUUAUACUCAAAUUCUAUAAGAAAAAAUGGGUUCUAAAAAGAAAAAAGAAAAUGAGUUAGUUUUGACAAUAGAGGAUGUUUUUUGCAUUGCUUGUAGAUGUAUUUAUUUAAAACCAGUUACAAUGCCUUGUGGACAUACUUUAUGUCUUGACUGUUUCAAAAAUAUGGUUGAGAUAACUGCAUAUCAGUGUCCAACAUGCAGGUUACGUAUAAGUAAUUGGCUAAGAAAAUAUAAGCAUAAAUGGGAUACUAUGAUAAAUGAAAAAUUAUGGGCAGCUAUACAAAAACAGUUUCCUUUAGAAAUUAAAAAAAGAUUAAAUGACGAAGAUGACGGCCUUGAAGAACGUAUUGUUAGUCAGGGUUUCAAUCGUAUUUCUAUAGAACCUGGUGUGAUUGCAAAGGAAUUUGAAGAUAUGAGAAAACAAUUUGAAGAAGAACAAAAAAAAAUUGAGUUACAAAAUUUAGAGUUAGCAAAACGAAUACAAGAGGAGGAAGAAGUAAAUACUAAUAAAUUAAAUGCUGUGAUUGCUGAAUUAAAUCAAACAGAUUCAAAACUUGCUUCAAAAAUUCAAAAAGAGAUGGAAAAUGAUGCUAAUUAUCAGCAACAAUUACAAAAUGAAUCUGACCUACAAUUAGCUGCUACAUUACAAAGUGAGAUAUCAUUAGCUUUAAAUGAAGAAAAAAUAAUUGUUGGAUUUAACAACAAAAAAAAGCUAUCAAAAGAAUCUAAUUCUAAAUCUGGUCCUCUUGACAAGAUGUUUGCUAAUUUAAAACCAAAAAAUGACAAAUAUCAACAUUAUCAGUGUAGAACUGAUAUUUCUAUGUCUAGUAGUUCUUCAUCAAGUAUGUUCAUUAGUCUAAAAAGUUUCUAUUCUGACACUACGUGUAGUUCAACUACAAAUUCGGGAUUAAUAAACGAAGAUGAAUUUCUAGAUAUGUGUACUUGUGGUCGUUUAAUGGAUGAUAAUAAAAUUAAUGAACCCCUUUGUAGAUUUUGUAUUGCUCAAAUUGCUAAUUUUGAAUUAAUAACUCAACAACAUAAUGAUUUCUUAAUUGCAAAAGAUUUAGAAAAAAAAUUAAAUUGUUCCAAUUUUGAAAAUUACAAUCUAAGAAAACGUUCUAGUCCAUCUCAGUUGCCUAGUCGAAAGAUUAGAAAAUUACCAAAAGGACAACAGACACUUAGUUUUAAGAUUAAUUAA
Daktulosphaira vitifoliae (grape phylloxera) is the source of this 1439-nucleotide messenger RNA. RefSeq names its product E3 ubiquitin-protein ligase RNF168-like. The transcript has 9 exons. NCBI's taxonomy places the organism in Eukaryota, Metazoa, Arthropoda, Insecta, Hemiptera, Phylloxeridae. The record is from RefSeq and is a predicted model, not a curated record. Gene Ontology annotation, molecular function: nucleosome binding; ubiquitin-protein transferase activity. Gene Ontology annotation, cellular component: nucleus; site of double-strand break. Gene Ontology annotation, biological process: double-strand break repair. The coding region runs from base 267 to 1439 and encodes 390 amino acids.